AUGAUCUUCCAUAGAGAUGUUACAGUAACAUUGUCAGUGCACAGAUUUUUCCUUAGUUGCGUCGGCAUCUGGCCUGUGAUUCCAGUGAGUAUUUAUCUCACCGAAAUCUACCUACACUGUAAUGGUGCGAAAAAGAGCUUCGAUUGGAUAACACCUAGUGCUGCCGGCAUGUUAGCUCUUACGAGACUAAUCACACCGCGUAUCCAUCGAGAAGAACUAGUCGAGAUAGUCACCUCCAUGAUGGACGACUGGGUCAUGCAGAAAGAUAAAAAAAUUCGUUGGGUCAUGAAGAAAUAUGCAACAAUGUCGACACGCGUGACGGUGCUUACCUUCAUUCUGGUGGGCAUCAUAGUGGCUGUUUAUAUCGCUAUGGCGAUAUCGGCAAUUACCGCGAAAAUAGAACAGUUUGAUAACAACAAUGUGAGCACAAGCCAUAAGGAUGGAAUUCAGUCAUGCGUAUUUCAUAGCGCAUCGUCGCAUCAAGCGUUUAUGAUCGUCCAGGCGAUGCAAAUGUUCGUCACUGGUGUACUAACUUUUGGUACUACCAGUUUCUUCUUCGGAUUAGCCAUGUAUCUAUGCUCCCAAUUCGAUGCGUUGAGUAUUAAAUUAUCCGAAUUCCAAAUUAACACGGCGCAUCGCGCGAUUGCCGAAGCGGUCCAAAGGCAUUGUCACCUUAUCCGGUUAGCCGAGUGUAUGGAAGAAUCGUUCAAUGCAAGUGUUUUGGUAUAUUUGUUCGUGACCAGCACUCUCAUGUGUAUAGAUGGCUACAUGUUAAUUGCCUCAUUACCUAUUGGCGAUCUGCCUAUGAUUAUACAUAGCGCUAGUGUUUUACUUCUUAUGUUGAUUCAACUGUCGUUCUAUACAUUCGCUGGUGAUUAUUUGGAGAUGAGAAGUAGUGCAUUGUCUUAUGCAACUUAUGAUUGCAACUGGUACGAGCUACCAGCCAGUACGGCCAAGAAUUUUCAGAUUAUUCUAAUGCGAGCCAGUAUUCCCCAUCAACUAACAGCCGGGAAAUUUGUGAUUAUGAACAUGAUAACGUUUAAAGAUAUCUUAAAGUCCACAGCCUCGUAUCUUUCGGUUUUGCGUAUUAUGUUAGAUGAAUAAAUAAUAUAUACAUUGUUGAAAAUGCGCAAUAUU
Molecule: messenger RNA, 1137 nt
Organism: Pogonomyrmex barbatus (red harvester ant)
Lineage: Eukaryota; Metazoa; Arthropoda; Insecta; Hymenoptera; Formicidae
Biological process (GO): detection of chemical stimulus involved in sensory perception of smell; sensory perception of smell
Cellular component (GO): plasma membrane
Molecular function (GO): olfactory receptor activity; odorant binding
Source: RefSeq, a predicted model, not a curated record